Molecule: messenger RNA, 2368 nt
Organism: Armigeres subalbatus
Lineage: Eukaryota; Metazoa; Arthropoda; Insecta; Diptera; Culicidae
Product: glucose dehydrogenase [FAD, quinone]-like
Exons: 4
Coding region: 424-2298 (624 amino acids)
Molecular function (GO): flavin adenine dinucleotide binding; oxidoreductase activity, acting on CH-OH group of donors
Source: RefSeq, a predicted model, not a curated record
UGCAGUUCAGACCGUUGGUAGACACGAUCGCGAGAGGUGUGACCAUCCACGAUAAGGAACGUUGGUCAAUUGUUAGAGGGACGAUAGUUAGAAAAAAAAUCCGACCACUUAGCAGAGACAGAUCGUCCGGUAGAUAAGAGGCUUGUCAAAUGGAGAAGAGCUUGUAAAAUAAUUGACCUGGAAAGGAAUUUUGGCUCGUGCUGUUCAAGAGAGAAAGCGUACGAAAGUGAUACCCGAGACGAACGGGAUUUUAGUGAGUAGUUCUGAAACGUGCAAUCUCAUCACUUGACCACUUAGGUUGGAUUUGCCUAAACUCGGCUGACAGUGAGUGUGCAGUGAUUGUGGUGCCGUGGGAGAUCUUAGUUUUAAAAAUUAGUUUACCGCAACUGGUUGAAGUUCAGCAUCGUCCGAAAAAUCGAAGUAAUGAAUCGUUUACUUGUGAUUCUGGUGGUGAUUUGUGAUCUGAGAAGUUACGUGAAUGCAUUCAUCAAUGCUUCAAUGGUUUUACCAGCGCUUCAGAUGGUUUUCGGUUUACCAGGAUUGUUGGAGAUGAACUAUGGCAACCCGACAUUGAAAUCGUCCUAUGAUUAUGUGAUUGUCGGGGCUGGCCCUGCGGGUUGUGUACUCGCCAAUCGCCUUUCGGAAGAUACGCGAAGGACAGUGCUUCUUUUGGAAAUCGGGAAAGGCGAAAUACCGAUGUUUUCUGACCCUCCGUUGCUAGGUCCUUUGCUUGCUUCGACUAACUACAAUUUUGGAUACCAGACUGAAGUGCAAAAGUACGGUUGCCAGGGAUUACGCAACAAGAGAUGCAGUUGGGCUCACGGGCGAGGCGUUGGGGGAUCUUCGAUAAUAAAUAAUGUGAUCUACACGCGAGGCAGCAAACGAGACUACGACAGUUGGGCGGAGGCUGGUAAUCCGGGCUGGAGUUGGAAUGACAUGUUGCCUUACUUCAAGAAAUUAGAGAAAUCAAACAUUCACGAUUUCGACGGAAAUGGAUUCCACGGUAAAACAGGAAGGCUAUCGGUGGAGGACUGCCCAUUCCGGUCCGAAAUAGCUGAUGCUGUUGUAAAAGGUGCCCAACAGGCAGGCUACCGAUAUUUGGACUACAACGCUGGGGAUUUGAUCGGUGUGUCUUAUCUGCAAGCCCACACGCGGAAGGGACAUCGUGCCACAGGUGGUAACUCUUACCUGAAGGACGUUGUCAAUCGGCCAAAUCUUCAUAUCCUGACCCGGGCGUGGGCCACCAAAGUACUGAUUGAUUCCCGAACCAAACAGGCCACAGGCGUUCAGUUUGUUCAUGACAAGCGCAGCUACACAGCUUUUGCUUCAAGGGAGGUCAUCCUGUCGGCUGGUGCGUUUGAAAGUGCAAAGUUGUUGAUGCUUUCAGGCGUGGGCCCCUCGAAGCAUUUGCAGAAGCAUGGUAUCAAGGUGAUACAAAACUUACCGGUGGGAAAACAAGUGACCGAACAUGGUGGCGUUUUUGGGCCAGUAUUUGUAGUUCAUAACGAUCCAGAUGGACUUCACAGUUUGGAGCAGUUGGCAACAAUUGGUGAAGUUACGAAAUUUUCGACUGGAAAGGGACCUAUGACAUCGAAUUCGGUGGAAACUUUGAUGUACGUAAAGUCCCCAGUAGCGGAGGAUCCUGAUCCCGAGCUACCAGAUGUAGAGAUUAUGCAAGCUUUUGUAUCAUUCGGUUUCGACUCAUCUCCAUCUACGAAGUUUGCAUAUCAGUUGAAUGAUGAAGUGGAUGAUGCAUAUUUUCGACCGCUGAAUAAUAUGAGAGCUUUUAUGUACUUACCCAUGCUGCUAAAGGCUCGUGCCAGAGGAAAAGUUCAGUUGAAGUCAACGAACCCGUUCCACCACCCCGAGUUUAAAUAUCAGUAUUUCGAGGACGAUCGAGAUGUGGAAGCGUUAGUGUACGGAAUUUUGCAUGCAAUAAACGUGACAUCACAGCCGGCAUUCAAACACUUGGGAGUGGAACUGUACGCGAACAAAGUUCCAGGGUGUGAAAACUUCAAAUUCAACACGUUGGAUUACUGGCGGUGUCAUGUACGAACCUUGACCGCCACCUUCCAGCACCAGGUGGCUACGUGUAAAAUGGGCCCAGCUAGUGAUCCAGAAGCAGUGGUGGAUCCUCGCCUGAGAGUGCACGGUAUCAAAAAGCUCCGGGUGGCUGACGUUGGAAUUAUUCCCGAUUCCCCUACUGGCCACACCAGUGCGCAUAGCUUCGUGAUAGGUGAGAAAGCAGCCGAUAUGAUUAAGGAGGAUAACGGGGACUAUGGGCAUAAGUCGUUAUAGGCUUAGAGCCAUGAGUAGCAUACAGUAUCCUAGAGGCCAUUGAAGACAGUAAACGUAAUUAUCAAAAGAA